Molecule: messenger RNA, 1389 nt
Organism: Fusarium coffeatum
Lineage: Eukaryota; Fungi; Ascomycota; Sordariomycetes; Hypocreales; Nectriaceae
Exons: 3
Coding region: 1-1389 (462 amino acids)
Source: RefSeq, a predicted model, not a curated record
AUGAACGACAGUUUUCACGAGUCCCAACAGGCCUCUGGAAGCCGCGGUGCCUCCAUCAACAAUCUACCAAAUGAAAUCCUCAGGGAGAUCUUCUGCUAUGCGAUGAUGAACGAUCCACUUCCUAGGAGGUAUCGUCCAGGUGCCGCCGGCGAUAUACAGCCAGAUGCCCGACAAUGGAAAACAGCAAUGGCGAAAAGUCAAGCAACGGCACAUGCGAUCUCCCUCGUCUCCCGCCAGUUCAACGAAAAUGCCAAACCUUUCUUCUUUAGAGACAUUUUACUUGUGCGAAACGAAUUGGACAUCCGGGAUUGGGCAGAAAAACCAGAUAGUCCUGCAUAUGGAAAAUACUGCAGAUCACUGUGUCUGGUUUCCAGUCGCGUCUGGGUGCCUCCUACUACCGAGAAUGGAGAAAUUGAAAGCGACGACUCUGAAACUCAGUGGGAGACCUUUUCCAAUCGAAGCCGCUUUGCUUAUCCCGAGCAUUCGAUUCUCUACGACAUCUAUGCCUUACUAGACAACGUCAUCGACUUUCAAAUACAUUGCGAUAGGACGAUAGGAACGCCCUACUUCGCGGUAGCAUUCUCACUUCUACCGGCCAUCAGUAUCAUUCGAAUUACAGGUCAGGAGGCCGCAGGAACUGUGCCGUUCACACGAUUACUCACAAGUCCCGAAAUGGGCACACGUCAACUCGAGAUCCUGCUGGCUUGGCCCAAACGUCUCGAGCGACUCGCGCUUCAAACAAACAAACAGCGGCUGUCUGAUGAUGUGGAUCGUGGAACUUUACAAAAGCCACUGGACGUUGUCAAAGACAAUCUUAAACAGCUUCGAAUUGAAGGCGACGAUGAGCUUGGACUCGGCGGUUUUGACCUAAGAACCUUCCCAUGCCUUGAGCAUGUUGCGCUUUGUACUGCGACUAUAUCGAACUAUAACCAGAAUCCGCGCAACGGGACGAAACUGCCUGAACUUGACCUGCACAUCUUUGCGCCCAGACUUCGUAGUCUCUUAUGGGUGCUGCCUUGGUGGGAGCAGAAGCAACCCAAGGUCAAGGACUUUUUCGGAAAGAGGCACGAGGAUCGGCUGAGAGGGUUGUUGCAAAAGGCUGUGGAAGUGAAAAGAGCCAGAGAGGGAGAGGGAAAGGAGUGGUGCUUUGAGAGGGUGUGGUUGGAGACUAUCAGAGCGCCGCUGGAGACCCUGGAGCAGAAGGCUCGACGGAAUUUUGAGAAGGAUUUGAAGAGGAUCAAAGAUCUGGAUGAUGAGUUUAAAGGAGAGGGCAUCAGAGUUCGGCAUUUACCAUUUCCUAGGGCAAGCACCAACGCUGAGAGGAGGUUUCCCAGGUUGGAAGAAGUUUGGGAUUGGGAUGAGGAAGCUCUUCGACGGUGCGAAGUUUGA